GUGACCACUUGCAGGAUGAUAGGUUUUACGCAUUGGCUCCUGUUGUGGGUGGGAUGCAACAGCUGCUUGUGUCUGGGACUUCAAGAGUUGCUAAAGGAUGGCAUGGUUGGCAUGAGGAGUGCUGGGUAUGGAGUCCAGUUCGGAGCAGGUGGAGAAGCAGUGCUGCCUCCAGGGGAUACAGUGUCCGAGCAUAUGCUCAGGCUGUAUGAUAAAUACCGAGGAGGAAGGGUCAGAGAGACUUCAUCCAGGCACCAACUACCCCUCCAGGAUGGCAACACGGUCAGGAGCUUCAGAGCAAUUAGUGGUGACAUUCACAAUAGAAGUCUUCAUAUUUUCAACAUGACCUCCCUGACAAAGUCUGAAAACAUUCUUUCAGCUACGUUACAUUAUUACCUGGGAGAUCUAGUUAAUUCUACCCAGCGAUGCCCUCAUUCACUAUCAUGCCCUCGACGUGGCAGAAGGAAAUUUGACUUCACUUUAAAUCUUACUGUGUGGAGCUUUUCUUCUCUUGAGAAUCAUACGCAAAUCCUAGGAAAUUUUCUUAUUAACAUAUCCACGUCCUAUCGGGAUUUCCCAUCAUGGCAGUGGAAGGAUAUUACUCAGGUAUUACGUGAAGCUAAGCAAAAUGGGGAUACUCUCAUUGGAAUCAAUAUGACAGUAGCUGCUCCCAAUCAGAGACGGAAACAACCCUUAUCCCUUAAACCGUACAUUUUGGUUUUUGCUAAUGAUUCUGCCAUAUCAGAGCCAGAUAGUGUUGUUUCUAAUUUACAUGGACAACGAAAACCUCUAACCCACAAACCACAUAGGAAGGCAGAAGUAGUUGCAAACAGAAGGAGGCGCUCAACUGAUAUCCUUUUACCCUUGCAAAAUAAUGAGCUUCCUGGGGCAGAGUACCAGUAUAAUGAAGAUAAUGAGGGUUGGGUUGACAAAAAAUCCUACAAAACUCUUCAAGUACAACCAUCUGAUAAGGAAAACAGUAAAAAAAAACUGAAGAAGAGUGGACGUCAAAAGAGCCAAACUCUUCAGUUUGAUGAACAAACUUUGAAGAAAGCCAGGAGAAAGCAAUGGAACGAACCGCGAAAUUGUGCACGGCGUUAUCUGAAAGUAGAUUUUGCAGAUAUUGGAUGGAGUGAAUGGAUAAUUUCCCCUAAAUCCUUUGAUGCAUAUUACUGCUCAGGUGCAUGCCAGUUCCCGAUGCCAAAGUCCUUGAAGCCUUCAAACCAUGCAACAAUACAGAGUAUUGUACGAGCAGUGGGCGUAGUACCUGGUAUUCCUGAGCCAUGCUGCGUACCCGAAAAGAUGUCCUCUCUGAGCAUUCUAUUCUUCGAUGAGAACAAGAACGUUGUACUUAAAGUUUAUCCCAACAUGACAGUAAAUUCAUGUGCCUGCAGAUAACAUCUCAGAAGACCAAGUCAGAAGUGUCAAAAGCAAUCUUACUCUUUGCACUUUCAAUUCAUUAUAUUCUAAAGAGUUUUUCCAGCAAAAAAGAAACGAUAACAUAUAAACUUUAUAAACUAUUUUUUUUUAAAUAUUGAAACUAAACUUCAAACACAAACUAACUAAAACUGGCAAAAAGAAUGGAACAAUAUUUUACUUUUGUAAACAAAGAAGAAAAAAAGAUUAAGAUCUACAGAGGAUAGUUUUUUUAUGUAGGAACCUUCAUAAGAUGCAUCUAUUUUUGUACCAGAGAAUGCUAAAAAUAAAUAAAAUACCAGCAGCUUUUAUGCCUUUAAAAUGAUGGCAUCAAUGAUAUGAUAUCCUUUAUCAGAUAACAUUCAUGUAAACACCAAGUUGCUGUUCUGUUUUUCUCUUUCAGCCUGGGUCUCGAACCCGGUGUAGUUCCAAUAUGGUUCCACUGAAAGAUUUCUUGUCACUGAUAUGCUCUGCAUUGUGGGAAAUGUAUAAUUAUACACUAUAUGUGACACUGGACAUAUUCAAAUGUAAUACAUUGGCCUAUUUUUUUUGUGGGUCAGCACUUUUUAAGGAAUGAUGCACAAAUCCAAUAUAUAUAGUUUAAAGAAAUGCAAGACUUCAGAAGUAUUAUGUAACCUCAUACCACACAAGAGUAUCUAAUUACUUAAUCUUAAAUGAAUAUAAUCAGUGGAAAUUGGCUUUAUUCAGAUCUAUAGCAAGUGUAAUAGCUCUAAACUAUGUAUGAACCCUAAAACUGGUGUAGAAAAAAAUUGUUUAAAAUAUAUGUAAAACUAACAUUUAUGGUGAUUACAGUAAUUAAUAGUAGUGCUGAAUUUGUCACAUGAUUACAUAAAACUAUGGGGGGGUCACAUUAUUUUAUAAAGCCAGAAGCAGGUAUAAAUGAAAUUUGUUUUAGGGUUAGAGCCAGUCUAUACUAAGACACUUUGUAAGUCAAUGGCUAAAUAGGGUAUUUAUAUACGUUAUGACUUAUGGAUAACUUAAAGGAUGAUAUUUUUAAAGUGCCUUCAUUUAAUGAUCUUUUAGUAGUGUUUUUGCAAUAUAUAGACCUUUUCAUUUUUUUUGUGAAAAUAAAAACGACUUUUUUUAUCUAAUAAUAGCAGAUGGAUAUAUUGUGUACAACAUCUGGUAGCUAAAAGGUCUUCUCCACUUUCAGUAAAUUGUCAUUGUAUUGGGUAUCUAGUUAUCAACAACAUUGCGAAACACAGGAUUUAUAUACCACCUAACAUAUAUACAAUAGAAUGUAGAGCGAACGAUCGUAAAGUGGUACAGAAGAUAUUGAAAUAGAUGAAUGAAUAGAAAAACAAAGCAUUUUUCAGACUUUUUUUUAAAUUACCUUUGAUUUUAUCAUAUAGCUUAUUUAAGUAUUUAUAUGUUUUUGUUCUUCAUUGAAUCGGAUUUCACAAUAAAUUAUUCUUACCCUUGAUAUAUAAA
Molecule: messenger RNA, 2865 nt
Organism: Bombina bombina (fire-bellied toad)
Lineage: Eukaryota; Metazoa; Chordata; Amphibia; Anura; Bombinatoridae
Gene: BMP3
Product: bone morphogenetic protein 3
Exons: 3
Coding region: 16-1395 (459 amino acids)
Biological process (GO): SMAD protein signal transduction; BMP signaling pathway; osteoblast differentiation
Cellular component (GO): extracellular region
Molecular function (GO): growth factor activity; cytokine activity
Source: RefSeq, a predicted model, not a curated record